GGGAGGGCAGACACGGAAAUCCCCGGCGGGAGGAGGCGUGGGGAGGGAAAGCGGAACGGCCCACAGAGCGGGCAGCUGCCGGCUUGGCUUAGCUCAGCUCAGUUCAGUUCAGCUCAGCUCAGCUCGGCACGAUGAAGCCGCGAGGUUAUGGAUUUCUGUUACUGCUCCUUCAUCUCCUGAGAGCUGUUAUUGCACUAGAGAAGAAGCACGUCGUCAGUAAACUUGGAGACAACGCUACACUAAGCUGCACUUACAACAAAAGAGACUUGCAAUUAAAAAAUCUACGGGUAUAUUGGCAAAUCGCUGGUCAAGUCACGUGUUCAGUUGUGCACACACUGAUCUCUGGUCGAGACAACUACAGUAAUCAGUGCAUUCACUUUAAAAACAGGACUCAGUUAUUCGGGGACAGAUUGGAAAAUGGUGAUUUUUCUCUACUGCUACUGAAUGUCAGGCAGAGUGAUAACCAUACGUACCAAUGUAUAGUACAGGAGAAAAGAGAACUUACCAAAGUGGUUCACCAGGAAGAAGUGGUCCUCAGUUUAGCAGCUAGUUACAGCCAACCAAUACUCAGUGGACCAAUAAGAAAUAGCACUGGAGAGGAGGUGACUUUCAGCUGCAGGUCUGGCAAUGGAUACCCAAAGCCCAAAGUUUAUUGGAUAAAUAAAAUGAACAACAGCCUCCUGACUGCAUCAACGCUGGAGUUCAACUCCCACGCCGACGGCACCUACAGCGUUUUCAGCACCCUGACAGUGAAAGCCACUUCCAACAUGCAAAUAGAGUGCUCCAUAGAAAAUGAAAUGCUGCAGGAAAAUCUGUCAGCCAACUACACAGAGCAGAAGCAAAGCAACGGUUCUAGCACAGAAAACCUAGGAAAAAAAGGACGAGUUGCUCAAGCAGCUGGCAUCAUUUGCAUUGUCAUUCUGAUAGGCCUUCUAGCUGUUUUAUUCUGCUGGCUGUGGAGACGACGGAGGUCCUCCCAUCUGGUGUCCUACACAGAUGUCCCACCAAAUGAAUACGAAGGAGGACUCAAUCCACCUGCCUAAAUGGAAAGUCUGCCAACAAUUUGGGCAGCUGGAGAUGUGGCAAGAGAAGCAUCAUUCCCUGUCUCAGUGGCAGCAUUGUUUGUAAUACAAGUGAUGAAUUUCUGCCAAGAGAGAUGGCAAAAAAAAAAAAAAAAUCCAAACUGAAAAAAGCUUCUCCAACACAAGAGACAAGAAAAUCUGCAGGAUUUUCAUUUCAGCCACUGACUGUGUCCACACAGCAGUUGUGUCACCACUCCAGUGAAGCACCUGGGACAGUCCUCUGUGAUUGUCAGGGAUUUCAGUAUCUGCACUGAGGAAUGCAGUGAGCCUGGGACUCAACUGCUCUGGGCCAGAGCACUGGAAGUUGGUGACUGUCCAGUCUCUCAUCAUCAUCUGUGAGGACUUUGCUGGAAGCAGAAGCAACUGCAUUUCAGGAGCAUGGGAAGUUCUUGCUAUGUCACCUCACUGUGAUGAUGACUACUGGAUGUGAAGAAAGGCAGCUAAAAUAAAGGAAUAAAACCAAAGGACUCUGCAAAGUGAGAAUUGUAACCCUUUCCAUGUUUCUCUCUCUACAGUACAUCCUUUUCAUUGUCUGGUUUCACCAGCUGCAUGUUAUUGUGUGCAGAACUAGGCAGAACAUUUUGACCCAGUCCUCCAAAAAUGACCAGUUUAAGCACUGAAUGUUUUAACAUAAGAGGGCCUUCUUUAAAUGCACUUGAUAGCAACAUUUUGUUUUUUACCAGAUGUUCCACUGAAAAGGGGAUUUUCGCUUUUUACAGAAGUCAGAGCGUACGAUGUGAGAGAACAAGCUGUGGAAUUCUGACCAAUUAAAAAUAGUGCUUUCUGUUAUGUUAAUUUUGGGUUGUUUGUCAUUUGGCAUUGGCAACAUUUGUCAUUUGUCAUUUGGCAACAGUGCAGCAGCUAGCUUUUGUCAAAGCAAUACCCCCAAGGAGGCUCCAAGCUGGAUAGUUGUGCUUCUCUCGUGUUCAUGAGAGGUGUUAGAUAUUUUCUGAGUCCAGAUCUCGUCUUCAGUGAACCCUGAAGGCAAUUUGCUUGAAGAGAGCUUGCAGACACCUUAAAAAUGUGAAUAACACCCCUGCAGAUGUGCAGGGUAACCAUUUCCUAGUGGUUCAAUAAGAAGUCCUGCAGACCUGUCCUUGUUAUCUAUCACAUGAAGUUGUUUUGUGCGGCCUCUUUGGUGCUGCUGUAACUGACAGAACCCUUUUCCCUAAACAAUUUUCCAGCUUUUAUAUUCUACAACUGCAAGAAGAACUACAACAGUUCAGAGAUGUAAGAAGUGACCGAGCAGUCACCCCACAACAUGUUGUUAAACUAAUCUAGACUGGUUGGACUUCCUUACCUCUGUUCUACUUCAUGGAUACAUCUAAAUGCAAAAGCCUGUUCUUGCAAAAUCUGUGCUUUCAGCUGGUUUGGGCUUCCAGCUAUUUUUAGAGGGUCCUAGAUGGCAGUUGUCUGUUUCCAUUCGAAGGAUGUAGGAGUUUUGUAAUAACAGAGUUUUUGUCUUCACGUGCCAUGUUUAUAUUGUAAAUAAAAUCCGCUCCCUCUUC
Molecule: messenger RNA, 2590 nt
Organism: Myiozetetes cayanensis
Lineage: Eukaryota; Metazoa; Chordata; Aves; Passeriformes; Tyrannidae
Gene: ICOSLG
Product: inducible T cell costimulator ligand
Exons: 7
Coding region: 132-1043 (303 amino acids)
Biological process (GO): negative regulation of T cell proliferation; positive regulation of T cell proliferation; cell surface receptor signaling pathway
Cellular component (GO): external side of plasma membrane
Source: RefSeq, a predicted model, not a curated record